AUGGCUAAUUCAACCAUCAAAAUUCUUGGCAUAGUUAUAUUAUUCCUUUCUCUUAUUUCUCAAGGUUUUGGUGAAUGUUAUCUAUGGGAUGUGAUUACAAGCCAAAAGAGAACAGGAGUUCAAGUGGAAGGAAACCCAGAGUGGAUUGUGACUAUCACUAAUAAUUGUCCAUGCACAGUGAAAAAUGUGCUUGUGAAUUGCAGGAAAUUUCAAUCCAUUGAACCCAUAGACUCUUCAAUCUUAGCAAUUCAAGGCGAUUUGUGUCUUGUUAAAGCUGCUUCUUGUUUCAUCAUGAGCUUUAAUGAAAUAUUUUCUUCUAAUCAUUUACUCCUUGACCUUGCAUAA
Vigna angularis (adzuki bean) is the source of this 345-nucleotide messenger RNA. RefSeq lists its product as uncharacterized. Lineage: Eukaryota; Viridiplantae; Streptophyta; Magnoliopsida; Fabales; Fabaceae. Gene Ontology annotation, biological process: cell fate determination. The record is from RefSeq and is a predicted model, not a curated record. The transcript is spliced from 3 exons. The coding region runs from base 1 to 345 and encodes 114 amino acids.